This is a messenger RNA of Lodderomyces theae, 936 nucleotides long. RefSeq lists its product as uncharacterized. The transcript has a single exon. The record is from RefSeq and is a predicted model, not a curated record. Gene Ontology annotation, biological process: vacuolar transport. Lineage: Eukaryota; Fungi; Ascomycota; Pichiomycetes; Serinales; Debaryomycetaceae. The coding region runs from base 1 to 936 and encodes 311 amino acids.
AUGUCGAAACUAGUUAGACGCGCAAUAAUCCCAGCCAUCACUCUACUAGUAAUCAUAUGCAUAACAAUACUAGAACGAACAAGAUCAAACACUUCCUGGUAUGACAAAUCGAACCAAAUAUAUGAUUCAUUGACCCACUUUACAUUUUCAUCCCCUUAUCAAACGCAAUCAUCGAGUCCCAACUAUCAAGCGCCACCAUCAACACCAUCACCACCGCAACAACAACCCUCAAAUCAACAGGGCAUUGAUAAGCAAAGUACAGAAAACGAAGAGCCAAAAGAAGAACCCAAAGAGGAGACGCCAGACCCAUGCACUGUUAAAAACCCACUAAACCAAGGAUUUAUUGAUUUAAGAGGCUUGUCAGCUACAGGCAACGAAAACAAACCGGCACCCUGGAAAUCUCGUGGAUAUGAUUCGGGAAAAAAUUUCACAAUUGGUAUAUGUUCAAACCCCUUCAAACAAUCUCAUAAUGAGCUCAAUGAGAUCCAAGAUAGUGUCAACUCAACCAGGAUAGGAGCAUACUACGUCGACCCAAAAACGAACAAGUAUGUGUCCAUUGGAGAAUACUCAACCCAACCUAUGUUCAGAGGACGUAAAUUGACAUUGACAUAUGAGAAUGGAUCCUUUUGCAAUGCGUAUGAUUCAGCUUCCGGGGCUCGGUUGCGGAAAUCUACAAUUUUGACCUUCACUUGCGAUCGUGAAAUGUCAGCCAAGGCUUCUGUUUCGUACGUGGGGAGUGCCAAUGAUUGUACAUUCUUUUUUGAAGUGAAGAGUCAUCAUGCUUGUCCCACUGCUGCAAAGGCAAAUAACAUGGCUGCUGCUUGGAUCUUUUUGGUUAUAUUUUUGGCUGCUUUGGCUGUGUAUUUCAGUGGGGGGUUGCUAUAUAAGCAUAUGAAGGCUAGUAAGAAGGUAGAUGGAGGUGUAUUUAAAGCGUAA